Molecule: messenger RNA, 4913 nt
Organism: Plodia interpunctella (Indianmeal moth)
Lineage: Eukaryota; Metazoa; Arthropoda; Insecta; Lepidoptera; Pyralidae
Gene: Ras85D
Product: Ras oncogene at 85D
Exons: 2
Coding region: 243-818 (191 amino acids)
Biological process (GO): epidermal growth factor receptor signaling pathway; Ras protein signal transduction
Cellular component (GO): plasma membrane
Molecular function (GO): GTP binding; GTPase activity; GDP binding
Source: RefSeq, a predicted model, not a curated record
AGUGCAACACUGACUUUUGUGUCGUAAAAGGGUGAGUGAACCGCCUCAUUGUUAUUUAUUGCAUUUGUCUCUAAUAAUACAUUAAUUAGCUGUUUUACGGAUACAGCCAGUGCAAUAACAUAGGUCGCGAUCGCCAUGCCGAUGUGAGUAAUAUUUAAGAGGUGUGGCACGUCGCUGGGGCGUUGUUUCUUAGUGCAGUGACAUUAUUGGUGUGAAAAAUAUUCUGCCUAUCUCGACGCAACAUGACCGAGUACAAAUUGGUUGUGGUAGGCGCUGGAGGCGUCGGUAAAUCCGCAUUGACUAUACAACUGAUACAGAAUCAUUUUGUGGACGAAUACGAUCCUACGAUCGAGGAUUCGUAUCGCAAACAAGUGGUGAUAGAUGGUGAAACGUGCUUAUUGGAUAUUCUGGAUACAGCUGGACAAGAGGAGUAUUCUGCUAUGAGGGACCAGUACAUGCGGACGGGAGAAGGAUUCCUGUUGGUGUUUGCAGUGAAUAGUGCUAAAAGUUUCGAGGACAUUGGCUCGUACCGGGAGCAGAUAAAGAGGGUGAAGGACGCAGAGGAGGUGCCGAUGGUAUUGGUCGGAAACAAAUGCGACCUUCAAGCCUGGGCCGUGGACAUGACGCAGGCGCGCGAAGUCGCACGGAGUUACGACGUCCCCUUUGUGGAAACAUCAGCGAAAACACGCAUGGGUGUCGACGACGCCUUCUACACGCUAGUUCGAGAGAUCCGCAAGGACAAGGAGAGCCGCGGCAAAAAGUACAGGCGAGGCAACAAGCGAGGACCCCGGGGGCACUUCAAGUGCAUAUUACUGUAAAUAGUUACUGACACACUAAUAUUUAUGGAUAUUGUCUAGUUCAAACUUUUGCGUAUGGUUGAGAUAAAUUUCGAGCUGUUGAGGUGCAGGUGGAACACACACAACCUGUGACAGAAUACAGAAAGUAAUGAAUAGGUCAGAAUAAAGGCAGAUUGCCAAUGCUGUGUUGCAUAUAGCUUAACAAUCCCACUGAAAUACAUUAAACAUCACACAACAAAGUUUUUGAAUGUUGAUUUAUUGAUGGAUGAAUAAAUCUACACAGAUAGAUACUAAGUUCAUAUAACCAUUGUUAUGGAGGCAUUGUCAAUACUUAUGAAAUCAAUAUAAAAUUGCUUGAGUUAUUAACAGAAUAUUCUUCCUUAAGGGCAAAGCAUCUUAAUCAAUGAUGAUGUGAUGAAUAUCCGUAAACAUUAGUCGUUUUCUGUAUACAGCCACCUACAGAAGCGCCCUUCGGUUGUAAAGAGUAUAUCUUUAAGGAAACUGCUUGAAGGGAUAGAUUUUGGUCUUAGGAGUAUCUCUUGGGACUGAGGUUUUAUGACCAAUGAACAACAAUACUACACAUUUUUGGAUUACAUUUAAUUUUUUAGGAACAAGGAUUUCUUACUUUCUCUAAUUUCGACUUGAUUUGAACACUGCUUUUCAAACAUUGAAUGAACAUCUCAAAUUUUGUUCACUGCAGAUAUGUCAGACUGUUUGUUCGUAAACAUAGGUUUACUUACGUAUCCCAUCUGAUCGUAAAUAUACAAACCUGCGAAAUGGACGCGAAAGUGUUUGUCGAAUUGAUACGACGACGUAGACGGCUAAAAUUACAUUGUUUGUACUUAAUUUGUAAGUUUAACUUCACAUUAUCUUCGUGAUUAAUAGUGAAAGUUGGUAGUAAAAUAAACCCAGGUUGUGUUAUUUGUAUGUUGCGUACUGAUUGAUUUACGUAAUCGUCUCGCUUAUUUGCACUCAUUUCGUUGGCCUUCCAUAUGGAUGGCUGAUAUCCCUCAGCUUCAGCAGCCGGGAUAUUAAAAAGGGGCGAUAAUUAUUGAUAUUCGUAAUUUUCUUCAGUGUAUCAAUAAUGAUCCACUGUAAGCCAGUAAUGAUCGUAAUGAACAUUCAACAAACUGAGUUUACAAAAAAUCUUUAAAUAUUUUAAAAAAAUCUUUGCCAUAGAUUUCAACAUUUAAUAUAAAUUAAUAUAAAUUUCCUUAUUAAGUGUUUUAUGUUGUAUUGUUUUUUAAUGAUGGUCAGAAAACCGAAUCUCAUAUGACUUCUAUCAUGUUAAGGUGCUAUUGUAAAUCAUGGUACGUUUUAUAAAAAAAAAACAAUUUGCCAUAACACUUUAUAGGUCAACUUCGUAUCUGUGUGGUGGAGAUAUAUUUCACACUUCUAGUGUAAGCUUUCAACACUCAAGACUAUUUUAUGAAUAAUAUAGAUAGAUAGUGAGAAAAGUGUUUGAAUGAAAUGUAUUUUUUAAUUUGAUCUAUAAAUUCUUGUCGCAAGUUAUGAAUGUACGGCAGUUUUCAUUUGAUAUGCUCGCCACAAAACAUGGUUGUGCAUGAUCGUUCGGUUAUUUUAAUUAGUAGACGCAGGGUGACGUUAUUUAAUUAAAAUGCAUACAUUAAGUGAGGGUCACACUGCGCGAUUACUGGCGACAUGAGAUGGAAAUAAUAAUUUAUACUGCGUGGUAAAUAAGAACGUCUGCAUAUUUGACCGAUUUAAUAACAAGUGAGUGUUUCCUUAUUAUUAGACAUUUUCAUUUAUGAACCGUAGCCGAAGCUUGAAGGUUACAUGAGUGAAUACGCAGUGUGAUGGUAUCAGUGAGUGGAUUAAGGUAUUAUAAUAUGUAAACAACUCAUGUAUGGCGCGAAUCAAACCAUGGCAUAUUUAAUUUGCGAUCACUGUAACCACUCUCGAAUUAUACUCGUGCAGCUUUAAGCCGAGUGAUAAUACUUAUCAUAUCACAUAUAUGUAUUAUAGUCUUUGGUAAAUUAAUUAAUAUUUGACAGGUCUUUCAAAUCUACCAUUGGAUUCGCAAAUAUUAUUCAAACAUGUUUCAGAAAAAAGUUAUUACGAAACUAGGACAUGGAAAUAGGUAUCUAUAAAUUAACUUAAACUAGAUUCAUUGUUCUAAUAAAUGCGUCAACCGUUUACUUAUCAACAUAACUUUUCAUUGACUACUCAUAUCACAACAAUGUCGACUAAUACGCGCUCGGCAAAUCUCAAGGCCACCGAAUACCUACGAAUACUGUUAUAUGAUAAUUAAUUAAUUAAUCUAAACUUCAUUUUGUCAACAAUUCUGUCCAGGCUAGACUAUGAAACUUGGAAAAUAAUAAAGGAGGCGAUCAAAAAAUAUAUGUGCUUAAAUGAUUGAGAUUAUUAUACCUACUAUAAUUUUACAAUCAUGGUCUGAGACAUUUUAGAAAUUAUAUUCUUAUAUAAAAUGCAAAACAUGUUAGUUAGCUACCAGAAUGUUAUAAAAAAUUCUGGAAUUAUGUAUGUGAACAUUUGAAGGAUUAUCAUGAAAGCUGCUGCAUAUUCCUAAUAGGUUUACAUUGUUAAUUAAAUUCCAGCUAUUGUGCUAUACCUAAUAGCCCAUUCGUUGACGCCACAAAAAUUGUCUACAACUUUUUGAAGAUUAUUUUAAGAUAUUGUCUGCUUAUCAAGAUUUUAUAAAAGUAUUUUAAGUGCUUGAUUUCAAAAUACUUUACAAGGUGGAUAUAAAUAUCCGAUAUCAAAUGUUUGUUAAUAUAGCUUAAUAUUAAGAUCAUUGUUAAAUGUUUUCUACUGUAGCUAAUUUUACACGUAGUGAAUAAUUCUUCAUUGCCGCUGAUUAUUAAAUGACUUAGGCUAACCACAAAAAAAUCGACUGUCCUUGAAAGAAAUCGCACCAAAUCUUCACUUCGAGAAAAUGAUGUUGAAAUAAUUUCAUUUCUUAGAUUCGCACAUCAUUCAGUGGCAUAGUUAUUAAACAUAGAAUCUGGUGCAGAGAUUUUCUGGGCCCCAAAACAUGUUUGCACCAGCUAAGCUGACGUAAACGAUUUGUAUAAAAUCUGACAUCAGUGUUUUAGCAUUUUAAGACCUCUAUAACACUUUGCAAAUACAUGAUAUGAUGAUACACUCGAUAAGAUGAUGUGAAAUGAUUCGUCACAGUGGGCCAUAAACUUGUAUUCCUAAAUGAUUAUGUGAUCUCUUCCAAGUCCAAUUUCUAUUUAAAACAAUAAAGUUGUGUUAAGUUAAUUACAUUUAUACGCCGAAAUUGAGAUGUCUCUUAAAUUAAUCUUUUAAGCUUGGUCCUGUCUAAAACCACCAAAAUGUAAGAUCGACUUUUCCUCGCCAGUUAUUUUCUACUAUUUUAUCACCUACAAUAAUAUAAAUGAAUGUUUUAUUAGAACGCAUUAGACUGAAUGUAUAGUUGCUUUUAUAUUACUGCCUUCAGUUCUAAAUGUGCGCUUUUAGUCUUAAGUUUUAUUUAAUUUGACCAGUGUUUUCAAUUUAAUGUACAUAAUGUAAUAGUAUGUAAUAGAUAGCUUCUUUUCGGAUAUGAAAUACUAACAUUUGUCACUUUUAGGGUACUAAGAAUAUAACAGGGAUAACGAUACCAUUUAUAUGAUGACAAUGAGAAUAACAAGUCCUUUUUUCAUAUAUAUGCUGCAUACAAUGAAUAUAUCGAAACGAAUUUUUUGCAACAUUAUUCAAUAUUUUUUCUUAUUUUGACAGUUUACUAUAGAUCUUAAGUUAUUGAUAUAUGACUAGCUAUUAGUUUUGUAUGUAUAAUUAAUUUUGCUUUAUACAAAAUUUGCUUACGCAUUAAUGCUGCCAUGAGAUACCUUCACCGGAUAUUUUUUAUUUGCCAUAAAGUUUUGUCAAUUUUAUAGACAUAUUAUUAUGUAAUAACAUUUUAUAUAUUUUGUUUUAGCUUUGCGACAUGUAUAAUAUAACGUCUUAAGUAACAGGUAAUAUUGAUAAAGAAUAUUUUUAUUCUCAUCAAAAUUGACUUCAGAUCUAGUGCACAAUUUUGUUGGAAAUAGUAGAUAUUAUACGAUUAAUUCGGUAACCGUAUAGCACAACAAAGUGUGCUAAUUGAAAUAAAUAAAAUUGACAAGAAAA